CUUGACAAUACCAAUCAAAAGUUUAUUCCCUAGCUAGCUCCUUCAUCUUUCAUAUUUCCCUUCUUGUGUGAAUCCAGAAAUGGAAAUACAUCCAAUCCCAAACAACUUGGCUGAUUCAAAUGAGUUGGUAUCAGUGAAAACCCCAAAGUCCUUAAAGGAAAUCCCAGGUCUUCUUAUGGCACCACUUGCUGUAUAUUACCCACCUGGUUUUCUCAAAAAGGUCCUGGCAGAGGUUAUAGCGACCUAUCUUUUGGUGUUUGUGACCUGUGGUUCGGCUGCACUUAGCACAAGUAAUGAACAAAGAGUCUCAAAACUAGGAGCCUCAGUUGCUGGAGGGCUUAUUGUGACAGUGAUGAUCUACGCCGUGGGACACAUCUCCGGUGCACACAUGAACCCAGCAGUCACUCUAGCUUUCGCCGCUGUUAGACAUUUUCCAUGGAAACAGGUCCCAGUUUAUGCAGCAUCUCAACUAACUGGAGCCAUAUCUGCAGCUUAUACUCUGCGUCUACUAUUGCACCCCAUUAAAAAUCUUGGUACUACAACACCUAUGGGAACAGAGAUUCAAGCUCUAGUCAUGGAGAUAGUUGUCACUUUUUCUAUGAUGUUCAUUGCUUCAGCUGUGGCAACUGAUACUAAAGCUAUAGGAGAGCUAGCAGGUCUAGCAGUUGGUUCUGCAGUAUGCAUUACAUCCAUCUUGGCUGGACCAGUAUCAGGUGGAUCUAUGAACCCAGCAAGGACACUAGGUCCAGCACUUGCUAGCGCAACCUAUAAGGGGAUUUGGGUGUAUGUGGUUGGACCGGUGAUUGGAACACUACUAGGGGCUUAUACUUACAAUCUAAUCCGAGAGUCCAAUAAGCCAGUCCAUGCAAUUUCACAACAGUCACUUUCAUUCAAAUUAUGUCGAAUCAGAAGCAACGAUGUGGAGUUUGUGAACAACAACACUCUCCAGACUGUGUGAUGUCAUGGAAUGGUUCUGCAAAUCAUGAAGAAUUUUUUUCAUGAGCUUCCUGCUUUAAUUCCCUGUACAAGCUUCCUGCUUUGCAUUUCCUACCAAAGAAAUGUAGUAUCAUGUACUAGCU
Quercus lobata is the source of this 1079-nucleotide messenger RNA. Its product is annotated as aquaporin NIP2-1-like. Gene Ontology annotation, molecular function: channel activity. The record is from RefSeq and is a predicted model, not a curated record. NCBI's taxonomy places the organism in Eukaryota, Viridiplantae, Streptophyta, Magnoliopsida, Fagales, Fagaceae. Gene Ontology annotation, cellular component: membrane. Bases 80 to 958 code for a protein of 292 amino acids. Gene Ontology annotation, biological process: transmembrane transport. The transcript has 5 exons.